UUCACUUUUUUUUUCCCCUUCUCAUUCCCUGUUCUUUUUACCAACUCUGAAGAAUGACACUCCUAAAUUAGAAGAUCUCUAUCUCUAUCAACGGCCAGUAUCUCACUUCUCCAGCUACUGAUCAUUUUCUCGUCACAAAAAAAAAAACUCUCUUGUUAGGUUCUGUCUUAUUCCCCACGUCAAAAAUGUCUUUAAACUAACCACAUUCUCUGUUCUGAUUAGAAAGCCUCAAAUCCUCUGCUAUAUUUCCAAAUCAUCUCUCAGUUUUUUGAGUGUUAUAUACGUAUAUAUUAGGUCGAGUAAUUAGUAAAAGCAGCACGAUGCUUUCCACGAAGUCGGAAUCGGACGUAACAAGCCUCGCGGCUUCGUCGUCGUCACUAUCACGAUCUUCAAAGCCGGUCACGUGACUCUUGUUGGACCUAAUCGGAUGGACUCGCCCACACAUGAUUCUUCCUCCUUGGGACGUCACUCUCGUAAAUCAUCGGCGAGUAGAUUCUCCGGGUUGUUCCGAUCAUCGUCUUCAGGUAGAAAAAGCGUCAGGAAAUGCAUGUCUAACGAGAAAGAAUGUAUUAUACUUGAAGAAGGCUCGUACGAUGAAAUGGACGACGUGACGUCUAUAAGAAAGUGUCAAGCACUACUUGCUGUUUUCGCUUUGGUGGUUCUCUUCACCUUCUUAUGCUUCAUCUCAUGGGGAGCUAGUAUACCUUACAAGGCUCAAAUCUCUGUAAAGACGUUCGAACUACACAACUUUUAUGUUGGUGACGGAUCAGAUUUCAGUGGAGUACGUACCACAAUGCUUACUAUAAAUGGAACACUAAGACUUAGUAUUUACAAUCCUGCUCCAGUAUUUGGUGUUCAUGUCAGUUCCACUCCAAUCAAUCUCUUCUUCUAUGAACUCCCUAUUGCCACUGGUCAGUUGGAAGAAUAUUAUCAACGUAAAAAGAACAGAAGAAUGGAAUCAGUGGUUAUAGAAGGGAGAAGAGUUCCAUCAUAUGGCGCUGGAGCAAGCCUAGAGGCCACGGAGAGAGGUGGAAAGAUUCCGGUGAAGCUGAAGUUUGAAGUUCAGUCUAGAAGUGAUGUGGUUGGCAAACUGGUCAGGAUUUGGCACACGAAGCGAAUCUCAUGCACAUUUGUCAUCGAUGUUGCUAGUAAUAAGCCCAUACAUUUCAAUGAGCGUUCUUGCCACUAUACAUAAUUGCAACACCUAUUGAAUUAAUGCGAGUGAUAUGUGUAAUAUUUGUUUUGGUUAUUGGUAUUUCAUAUUUA
Messenger RNA from Camelina sativa (false flax), 1266 nucleotides. RefSeq lists its product as uncharacterized. The record is from RefSeq and is a predicted model, not a curated record. Lineage: Eukaryota; Viridiplantae; Streptophyta; Magnoliopsida; Brassicales; Brassicaceae.